This is a messenger RNA of Onthophagus taurus, 2531 nucleotides long. Its product is annotated as anoctamin-4-like. Gene Ontology annotation, cellular component: plasma membrane. Gene Ontology annotation, biological process: chloride transmembrane transport. The record is from RefSeq and is a predicted model, not a curated record. Lineage: Eukaryota; Metazoa; Arthropoda; Insecta; Coleoptera; Scarabaeidae. Gene Ontology annotation, molecular function: chloride channel activity; protein dimerization activity.
UACAAUAAAAAGAAAUUUUAAAGAGAAAGAAUUAUUAAAGAAAAAUGGCUACUACUUCCAAUCCUGGGACUACCGAUAAAGCGAGUAAAGCUGGUGUAACUUUUGAACCGGAAGUGAGACCGCCCGCCGAUUUCAUUUUGGUCCAAAAAACUGAAAUAUCUGACGCGCUCGUUUUUCAAACCAACCAGUUCCUGAAAAAUUUGAAAAAAGCCGGAUUGAUCAUCGAAGUUGUUCCUGGAAUCAAAUAUACCGAUUGCAUAUUUAUUAAGCUCACAGCUACCGAUGAAUCUUUAAACCAUCUUGCUACGGUGCACGGUUUAUUCCCAACGUAUCAUCGCGACAGAUCGAUUCCGAGUUACUCGAAAUGGUUUAGUUUUUUUAAAUCUAAGAUAUCUUUGAAACCAAAACUUCAAGACCCGAUGUUUCGGAGAUGCAGUAAUUCUGUUAGAGGAGAUAUAAAUACAACUUUUACAAGCGCCGAAAGAAUCACGUUGAUUAGCUGCGUUUUAGAAAGAACAAAAUACGGUAGGCUAACGGAUGAGUAUGGUUUGGGGAAUUUAUUAGCGAACAAAAAUUUUGACGAUGCUUAUCCUUUACAUGAUGGUCCACUGAAAUGGAGUGAAUCUGGACCUUUAAACGACAGACAAGUUUUAGCUGAAUAUUGGGCGAGUUGGUAUAAGUUUUAUCAACUGCAACCGAUUCAUAUUAUUUAUAAAUAUUAUGGAUCAGAAAUAGCAUUCUUUUACGCAUGGUUGCAAUUUUAUACGAUCUUGGUGUUGAUUCCAGCUUUUCUGGGAUUAUUCGCUAUAUGUAUGUCUUAUUGUGACCUAAAUCAUCCAUUGCUCCAUCCUGUUCGUAGAGUAAACGAAAUAUGUGAAUCAAAUAAAACAAUAUGCCCAACAUGCACGGAUAAACAUUGCGGAUAUACAACAUUGAGCGAUUAUUGUUCUGUAGCAAAAACAGUUUAUUAUUUGGAUAAUAACUACACAGUGGUUUUGGCUGUUUUUAUGACAUUGUGGGCUUCGCUAUUUGUGAAAUUGUGGAAUCGCGCAGAAUGUAUUUGGCAGUAUAAAUGGAAUUUAAACAGUUGCGUACCACAAAUUGAUGAAAUGGCUAAUUAUAAAGUUCGCGUUCGAGCGUAUACAAAAUACAAUAAGUACACUCAAACUGAAGAGCAUUACACGCCUUUUAAGAUGAGAUUUCCUAGAAUAGUUGAAUCGCUUAUCACUGUUACAGCUUUUGUGCUUCUUCUGGGUAUUACAACAGCGUUAAUAUUACUUUCGGAACAUCUAAUCAUGUAUUAUUUGUUAAAAUACCAAGUUACAGCGGCGGUGGAUCACCUGCUCUUUAUAAUGAGAGUUUAUAAUUGUUUCUGUACCAUUAUUCUUAUAAAAACUUACAGCCCGCUUAUAAAUCGUGUAUGUAAAUAUUUGACCGAUCGAGAAAUUCAUAGAACCCAAAACAAUUACCUCACUGCGUACAUUUUCAAAGGUUACGUUCUGAACUUUUUCAACUCUUAUCUAAUGUCGUUUUACAAUUCUUUUAUCAAAGAAUCUAUGUUUACAAAUCCAGGAGAUUACGUGAUUUAUAAUAGAUUGUACGGCAUUGGUGCAGCUCUUUGCCCACCGGGAAUGGGUUGUUAUCUUGGUCUAUUUAUGAGCAUCUCUUUUAACAUUAUGAAAGAAUAUAUUUUGUUGUUUUUCUUGAAUGGUUAUCUCAUGUCAAGCUUAAUCGAAGGUUUUAAAAAUUUACAUAGACGUAUACUUGAACAAUUAACGUUAAGACGAGGUAUUGUGAAGGUCGAUAUACCCCAAUGGGAAGAAGAAUACGCAUUGAAACCGAUAAGUUCAACUUAUUUCUGUGACGCUUUUGUGGAUCUUGUAAUCGAGUAUGGGCUAUUCGUUUUUUAUAGUGCAGCAGUUCCGAUACUUCCUCUUCUUGUAUUAAUGAAUAAUAUCGCCGAAAUAAGAAUAACCUCUCGAACACUUCUUCUAAAAUCAAGAAGAAACAUACCAAAACGUGUCACCAGUUUAGGAGCAUGGAAAACAAUUUUUAUUAUUGUAACAAGAUUAUGUUAUCUUAUUAGUGCCGGAGUAGUAUGCUUUACAUCUACGUUGGUUCAUCGAUCGGUUUAUUAUUUCAAUAACGGCGAAUCAAUGAAGGGAUUUAUAAAUGAUACACUGACUGCAUUUUUAGUCGAAGAUUUCAGCGGCGAAGUGAAAGAAAAUUUAGUAAAACAAUUUCCAAACGUAUCGGUAUGUUACUUUAACGGAGCCAAAAACGAUUUUGACGAUGUCACACCAUAUCAAAAAGGUGACAAAUUUUAUCACCUUCUUGCAAUGAAAUUUGUAGCGGCCGUACUUUAUAUCCACGGCGUAUAUUUUCUUAAUAGCAUUGUAACUUUUUUUAUUCCUAAUGUACCAUCUGUGGUAACUGAAAGCGAAGCGUACGAUGAUAUGCUGGCAAGAACUAAAGAAAUGGAAAGGAUAACUUCAGGCAAACGUUAAAGUAUUAACCAAAUCAAAAAUGAA